Molecule: messenger RNA, 4041 nt
Organism: Phragmites australis (common reed)
Lineage: Eukaryota; Viridiplantae; Streptophyta; Magnoliopsida; Poales; Poaceae
Product: filament-like plant protein 4
Exons: 6
Coding region: 476-3598 (1040 amino acids)
Source: RefSeq, a predicted model, not a curated record
UCCCCCAGCAGCGCAGCCAUUCUUCUAACUUCCUUCCUUUUCUCUCUCUCUCUCUCUCUCUCUCUCCCCCCCAAUCCCCUGCUUUCCUCUACCCGUCCCACACCCCGCCCUCAAACACAGGGAGGCGGAAGGUGCAUUGCCAUUUGCCAAGCUGGGGCUGGUAGUGCAGGAGUGGUAAGGGUGGAGGAAAAGGUUGGGGAAGACAGGCAAGCAGACAAAAAGGGUAAAGCAGGGGCCGGAGGAUUAAAGGCAGAGGACUGAGAGUGAGGGCAAGAGAGUGAGAGGGGGGAAUCCAAUCCAGUCCAGUCCAGCCCGCGCCUGAUUGGGCGCAGGAAGGAGUGAGCACGAAGCAAAGCUAGAGGCGACCGGAGCAGAGAAGAAGGCCAGCUCGCCGAUCGGAUCGGGACGCCCGCCGGAGAGCCUCCCCGCUCGCUCGCGCUCGUUAGCUGAUAUAUAUUUCAACACGCCAAUCAGGAUGGAUCGACGAAGCUGGCCUUGGAAGAAGAAAUCUUCUGAUAAAUCGUCACCCACAGAUGCGUUACAGAGUUCCAAUCAAGGAGAACAGGAUGAAAAAGUUCCAAAAUUUGUGCAGAUUUCAUCAGAAAGAUAUGAACAUCUUACUGAAUUAGAGGAACAAGUCAAACUACUGAAUGAAAAGAUAAACGUCUUGAAUGAAAAAGUAUCUGCUGCACAAAAAGAGAACACCACCAAAGAUGGUCUAGUAAAGCAGCAUGCUAAAGUGGCUGAAGAAGCUGUAUCAGGUUGGGAGCAAGCUGAAGCAGAGGCCUCGGCACUGAAAGUUCAACUAGAAACUGUUACAUUGUCCAAGCUAGCAGCUGAGGAAAGAUCUGCGCAUCUGGAUGGUGCUCUAAAAGAAUGCAUGAAGCAGGUGAGGACAGUGAAGGAAGAAAGUGAGCAAAAACUGCAUGAUGUAGUCUUUGCAAAGACCAAACAGUGGGAGAAGAUAAAGGAUGAACUGGAAGCCAGGUUAGCUGAGUUCGAACAGGAGCUGAUUAGAGCAGGUGCUGAGAAUGAUGCACUCUCUAGAUCUCUUGAAGAACGGGCAAACUUGCUGAUGAGAAUUGAUGAGGAAAAAGCUCAAGCAGAAGCCGAGAUCGAAGUGUUAAAGAGCACUAUUGAGUCAGGUGAAAAGGAGAUAAACUCUUUAAAGUAUGAACUUCAUGUUGUCUCCAAAGAGCUUGACAUUCGCAAUGAAGAGAAGAACAUGAGUGUACGUUCAUCUGAUGUAGCAACCAAGCAACACCUGGAGGAUGUCAAGAAAAUAUCAAAACUUGAAGCAGAAUGCCAAAGAUUACGCGGCCUUGUUAGGAAAAAGUUACCUGGGCCUGCUGCAUUAGCUCAAAUGAAGAUGGAAGUGGAUAGUUGGGGCAGAGAUCAGGGAGACAACAGAUUGCGGCGUUCCCCUUCAAGGAGUUCUACCUUCCAACAUCCUAUGCCCCCAUCUCCUGACUAUGCUCUUGAAAACUUGCAAAAAAUGCAGAAAGAGAAUGAAUAUUUGACUGCACGUUUAUUGUUGAUGGAACAAGAAACCAAGAUGUUAAAAGAAGCAUUGUCAAAGUGUAACAACGAGCUACAGGCAUCCAAAAACUUGUGUGCUAAGACAGCAGGCAAGCUCCGCAGCAUGGAACUUAACAUGUUGAGUGGUAGCCUGUAUAAGAGUCCAACAAAUUCAUACAUCGAUACCUCCUUCGAUGGUGCAUCAAGUCAGAAAGGAAGCAACCCACCAAGUUUGACUUCAAUGUCUGAAGAUGGUGUUGAUGAUGCAAAGAGUUGUGAGGAGUUUUGGGCCAAUUCUUUGGUGUCCAAAUUCUCACACUUCAAAAAAGAUAAAGGAGGUAAGCGCAGUUUGACAGAAAACUCAAAUCAGAUGGGCCUCAUGGAUGACUUCUUAGAGAUGGAGAGAUUGGCAUGUUUAUCUUCUGAAGCUAAAGGAUGUGAUGGCAUUGUUGACAAGAAGAAGGUUGGUAAAGUUGAGGAAACUCUCUCCACUAUCACUAAAAAAGAGAGUGACAAAAAUUCAUCACCAGCUUUGCAGUCACCAGGUUCUCCAUCUAGUAGUGCGCAUCUGACUGAUAACUCUCCGCUUUCCAAACUGCACUCAAGAAUUUUUACAUUGUUGAGCUCUCAAUCACCACAGAACAAUGUUGUGAAGGUACUGGAUGGUAUCAGGAAUAUCGUAAGGGAUAUUGAAGAAGAGGCAGAAUUUGUGAAUUUAAACAAAAUUCAACAUGACAACAUUGUUGAUUAUGGAUCUUCAACAAAGCAAGCCAAAGCCUUGGUGAUUAUGGAUCAUGGGCUUAAAAAUGCCAUUUCAAAGAUUCAUGAGUUUGUCAAAUCACUUAUUAGACGAGCAUCUGAGUUACAAGGAAGUAGUUCCCACUAUGAUGCAGUGUCUCAGAAGAUAGAACAGUUCUCCAGAAUAGUUGAUAAAGUUCUGUCUGAUGGCCAUGGCCAUGGUUUAAAUGAGAUUGUGAUUGCAUUAUCUGAAAUCUUGCUGGAAAGUGGUGAGGUUAAACUGGCAUUGUUGAGAGAGAGUGUUAAUGAGGCAGAAAGCAAUAAUGUAGAUUGUGUUGAUAAAGUGACGCUACUGGAAAACAAAGUGCAUCAGGAGCCACCACAAGAUAGUGUGUCUGGAGUUUGUUCACUUAUGCCCCAUUCAUCUUCCGAACCUGAUUUUGAGGGUAGUCCUAGUGAUGCAUCUGAUGUUAAAACUGCCAUUCGGAUAUGCACACCAGAGGAAUACGAAAAACUGAAAUUGGAAAAGGGAAAUUUAGAGAUGGAAUUGAUGCUGUGCAAUGAAAUGAUUGAAAGUACAAAUCUCAAGUUUGGUGAGAUGGAGAAAAACCUUGAAGACCUUACAUCGAAGUUGGCUGCCUCUGAGAAAUCAAAUAACUUGGCUGAGACACAGUUAAAGUGUAUGGCUGAAUCAUACAAAACACUUGAAUUACAAAAGGUGAAACUAGAAGAAGAAAUAAGAGUUUUACAGACAAAGAUAGAUAAUUUAUCAGCUGACCUUGCUGAAGAAAGACAAAUUCAUCAGGAGGACAUAGCCAAGUACAGAGAUCUCGAGGAGAAUAUGGAAAGGUAUGAGAAGAAUUCCUUGUGUGUAGUUGAGGAUUCAGGUACAAAAUUGAAGCAGGAGAAAGAGAUAGCCGCAGCAGCAGAGAAACUUGCUGAGUGCCAGGAGACAAUAUUGCUUCUUGGCCGGCAGCUGCAAACUCUGCGCCCUCCGCCAGCAGAACCUUUGGUUUCUGCACUAAACAGACAACGGGUGGGAGAGUUUUCAGAAAAUCAAGCUGGACCAGCUCAAGGCAUACAUUCUAAGAAGCCGUCAGGUCAAUUUGAUGCAGAUUAUACAUUAUCAAGUGCGCCGGGAACAGGAAAUGUAUCUCCCCUAAAUGGAUAUAGCGCACACAAAAGCCCCUCUAAUGUAGCUGGGAGCCCUUACUUUACUUCACCGAGCAGUUCUAAGUGUCCAAAGCACAGAUCAAGAUCUUCAUCUUCCUCAUUUUCUAGUCAGCUACCAGAGAAACAGGGUCGAGGUUUCAGUCGGUUAUUCUCAAAAGGCAAGAGCUAAUGCUAGCGGCCUAUAUUUUUGGUUUAUUUAUUUUCAUAUCCUGGUGAGCGAUGCAGGUCAAGAUUUAUGCAAGGCAAGCAGUAAAUCAGUUUGUGUAUCCUGCGCAUGAUAUCUGUGUUUAGGGAUUUUAGUAUCUGCUCGCGGAUGAGUUAUAUCCAGAUUUAGUAUGUUAGUAAUAGCCAGUAGCUUGCCUAGAGUUAUUUUGGUUGAUUGUUUGCUUAUACCUCAAUGGAACCUCACUGUAAAUUAGCCUACAAGUGUGAAGAUUGAAGAUGUGGUUUCUUGUGUGUUAGAUUUCCCUUGUGGAGGAUUAAUUAAUUUGUGUAUUGUGCCAUACUUAAGUUUGAUGUACAGUUAACUUGCAUAUGUAAUAUGUUGAAGAAUUGUUAUCCAGACUUUUCUGUCAAAGUUGAAAGGCCCUGUAUGCGAACUCGUGUCCUAAC